AUGAUUCUCACUUUGAAGGAGAAUCUGCAUACUUAUUGUGAUGUGUAUCAUCUUGUUGAUACCACCAUUGUCGUACCACAAGGGGGAGAUGUAUCGCGACACAUAAAGAAAAUUCCCUUUAAGCAUACCUACCCUGAAUUCAUAGAUAGCAUUAUAGGGUAUAUUUUAGGGGAGAAGAUACCCAAUUGUUUGGUAGAUGGGUAUGUAGAUAACUCAUUGAGUGCUGGAUGGACAAAUUCCAACUUCAAUCCCACCACAAGUUUCAAAUCCACCAUACUCAAAUUACCUGUCUGGGGUAGUCUUUAUCUGAUCAUAGGCAAGGAUUUAUUUCUCCAGUUGGUUUUGUCCACUAAAGUAUAUUAUAAGACCACAAAUGGGAUUUAUUAUCAGUUAUGUGGGCGGGAGAUGGUGGCCACGUAUAAUAAUGACCCUCCUUCUAAUUAUACAGUGAUAUCAGUCGAUCUCCCUCAUGAUGAGUUGGUCAGAGAGAUUAUUGACGAUAAGAAACAGGAUCAUACUUCAGGUAAGUAUGAAUCGUUAAGACAUUUGUGUAGCGUCGUUCAGUUGAAUUAUGGAUAUUUACACCACGAUAAGAUCUAUAGUAAUGUUAUCACUCAUCCCGGGCCUUUGAAGGAUUUGACUCCUGUGGAAUUACACCAAGUUAUCAAGUUUGGAUUGACCAUUCAUGGAAAGCUUCUUCCCAGACUGGUAAUGGGUAAGAACCACAAGGUGAUCACCAAAAUUGUGGUGAAUUACUUGAAACUCGGAGAGAAACUGAUAGAUUCCACAUUUCUUCGUGGAUUUUGUUUUAAACUGGCGUAUUAUACAACUACUCGUACAAAAAUGAAACAAGAUCAUUCUAGAUCACACAAAGAGUCAAUGGUCAAGUUUUUCCAGUGGUAUUUAAGAAUGGUCAUUCGUAGCAUAGUUCAUGUUUAUUGGAAGACCGUCAAGGUAAACGUGAAUGGGAAGGAUAGACUUGAAUAUUAUCAUAUUAAACACUGGAAAAGUAGUUCGUUUGAAUGGUUGAAGAAAUAUAGUGAUCAGUAUCUUUAUCCUGUUGAUCAGGAAUUCACCAAUACCACCAACAUCCAGAACAAUUUUGUGGGUUCUAUACGACUCGUACCUAAGACUAAAGGAUUUAGGAUGAUUUGUAUUCCAAUGAAAACAAGACCUUUAUCAGUCAUGGAUGAAAAGGAAGAAACCAUCAGAUAUAUUCUACAUAUAAAGAAAUUCAUUAGACCUUUACAAUACCUCAUCAAUACCAAAGAUAGAGAGUUAGUUAGAGAUAAGACUCACCAUCCUCGUUCAUUCUCUAAUUCAGACAUUGCUCAACAUGUCCAUGACUUCAAACAAGUAUCCAAACACCAGCCAUUACAUUUUCUUAAAUUCGAUAUGAAAAGGUGCUAUGAUAACAUUAACCACCAAAAGUUACUCGAAAGUAUAGACAAUCUAUUUGCCAGGGAUCCCGAAGAUGAGGUGUACUACCUCCGUCAGAUUAGAGAAGGUCCUAUGUAUUCAGAUAGGAAACCUUUAAGUAAGUUUUUUCUCCUAGACACGACAUCGAUUGAAACCAUCAACCCUGAGUUUUGGGACUUUGAAGUGGCUUAUCGGUCGAAUCCCAAGACUUUCAACGACAGGGCUGUCACCUACUCAUUUACUAAAGAGAUGGUGAAAAAAGCAAUGGUGGAUUAUAUAAGCAAUUCAGGAAUAUUCUUGAAAUCGGAUUUGAUAUUAUAUAAACGGAAAGUUGGAAUUUUCCAAGGAUUCCCAUUACUGGCGACAUUAUGUAAUAUAUUCUACAAUCAGUUGGUGGAUAAAUUCUUACUGUUCACCUUUGAUAGGUCUGCACCUUCUACGUUACUCCGAUUGGCUGAUGAUUUCUUAUUCAUAUCCACCAGUAAGGAAUUAUGUGAAGAAAUGUAUGGUGUGGUGAAUGGAGAUGAUUUCAAAAGUCAUGGGGCUUUCAUCAAUGAAGAAAAGACUCAAUGGUAUACUAGUGGAUCUAUGAUCAAGUUUUGUGGUCUUGAUAUUGAUUCUUCCGAUUUAUCUAUUAAAACCAAAACCAUCUAUAAUCCUCGGUACCUAGCCUUAGAGAAGUGCCAUACCCCUAAAGAACUAUACACAUUUAUGCUAUGGUGGUACAAAAACCAACUUAAAGCUCACGUUGUCAGUACUGAGUAUGAUACUUUCAUUAACCAAGUAAGUAACUUAGAGAAGAUUUGGAAAAUGUUAACCACUGUGAUGAUUUCUAUAAUGAACCAAUUUACCCUGCAAGGAUUGUUAGUACCUGUAGAAGCACACAGCGAGUUCUUACUACACAUAUGUGAGAUCACACUACAAAAAUGGAAUCAAUAUAACGACCAAACCUGGAGUAAUCAGAUCCUCACCAUUCUAAAACGAUACCUUCGAAUACAAGGCAACAUAGACGACAAAGCCUUAAGAGCAUGUAGCGUACUAGAUUUGGUAUGA
Yamadazyma jaroonii is the source of this 2472-nucleotide messenger RNA. The record is from the annotation of a GenBank genome assembly. Lineage: Eukaryota; Fungi; Ascomycota; Pichiomycetes; Serinales; Debaryomycetaceae.